Messenger RNA from Penicillium antarcticum, 240 nucleotides. Its product is annotated as copper metallochaperone ATX1. The record is from RefSeq and is a predicted model, not a curated record. Gene Ontology annotation, cellular component: cytosol. Gene Ontology annotation, biological process: copper ion transport. NCBI's taxonomy places the organism in Eukaryota, Fungi, Ascomycota, Eurotiomycetes, Eurotiales, Aspergillaceae. Bases 1 to 240 code for a protein of 79 amino acids. Gene Ontology annotation, molecular function: copper chaperone activity; metal ion binding. The transcript is spliced from 2 exons.
AUGUCUGACCACCAGUACAAGUUCAACGUGACCAUGACCUGCGGCGGCUGCUCAGGUGCCGUAGAGCGCGUUCUCAGGAAGCUCGAAGGUGUCAAGAAUUUCGAUGUCAAUCUUGAGUCCCAGACUGCCAACGUCACCACCGAGCCGGCGCUUUCCUACGAUACCGUUCUGGCAACGAUCAAGAAGACCGGCAAGGUCGUGACUGGGGGAGAGGCCGACGGCCAGACUAUGAGCGUUUGA